Messenger RNA from Triticum dicoccoides, 1017 nucleotides. RefSeq lists its product as uncharacterized. Bases 302 to 856 code for a protein of 184 amino acids. Lineage: Eukaryota; Viridiplantae; Streptophyta; Magnoliopsida; Poales; Poaceae. The transcript is spliced from 3 exons. The record is from RefSeq and is a predicted model, not a curated record.
GUCGUUCCCAAUACCAAUCCCGAUCCAUCCAGCCGCCCAAUCCCGAUCCAUCCAGCCGCCCAAUCCCGAUCGAGGCUUAGGGAAUCGAGACUACCGGUGGUUCCCAGCGACCUGAGGAGAGGAGCAGCGCCCCGGUGAAUCCCGACCGGAGGAACAAGAUGCGCUAAUGCGUGUGAAGAAAGGUGGGGGCGAGGGAGAUAAUGGCGGGCUCCUCCCCUGCUUGAAACUACGCUGCCCUCCUUAAGCUCGCAAUUAUGGUCCUCUGCUGGAAACUGCUCCUCUCUCCUUGAAGCUCGCAAUCAUGGCGUAUUAUUCAUUCAUGGCUGGUAAAUUUGCAAGCUUUUCAUAUGGGCAGUGGUACCAUAUAAUGCUUCCCUCCCUGGCUUUGUAUGCACACCCUACUCCAGGAUCUACAUCUUCUUCAGCGAUAUGCUCAGGUGAUGUUCAUGCUACGUGUGCACAAUUGAUUUGGGCAGAUUCUGCAGCUUCCAACUGUCCAUUCUUGUGCUCAGCCGUUGAUCAUCCCUCAAAUGGCUUUUGGACAUGUUUAACUAAUGGCAACACAGCCACGAACAGAUUCAAGCAUCUACCCCAGCCACUUCUUCACCACUCCAGGCAGAAGCGCAAGCACUUCUUCUUGCAGCCAGCAUAUCCCAGCUCCUCCAGGUCUAGCAGCCCACUUUCCUCACAGAUAAUCUCACCCUUGCCAAGGAGGCGGCACCUAGGAACGUCACUGCUGACAUUGUUCCUUGGGCGGUCAGAAAGCAUCUUGCUCAUUUCUACAGGACCACCGAAGAAUUGCAGCCGCAGGUGUUUCACAUCUCUAGGGAAAACAAUGGUAUUGCUCGUAAUGUAGCUCAUUAGGUUCUGAAUCAUUCCAUUGAACCCGUUUUUAGCUGUUUUGGUUCAGCUCAUAGGUAUAGAACAUGCCAUGUAAUUUCUCUCCUCUCUUCUGUAAAUCUCCAGGGUGUUUUUCUUUAUGUUGUACAGUGUACAAUGCUUUUGAGCUGGAUGAAU